Spirodela intermedia is the source of this 13184-nucleotide messenger RNA. NCBI's taxonomy places the organism in Eukaryota, Viridiplantae, Streptophyta, Magnoliopsida, Alismatales, Araceae. The record is from the annotation of a GenBank genome assembly.
AUGUGCCAUUCAUCUAACUGUGGAGGACAUUUUUUUGGACGAAAAACAGCUGCAAAAAAUUUUCAGUGUGGUUUUUAUUGGCCUACAAUUAUUAAAGAUUCUAUAGAAUUUAGUAGAACAUGUAUUUCAUGCCAAUCUAUAGGUAACAUGAGUAAAAAAGAUGAAAUGCCUAUGAGUAACAUGUCAGUAGUUGAAAUUUUUGAUGUAUGAGGAAUAGAUUUCAUGGGUCCCUUCCCAUCAGCUGAAAAAUAUGAAUAUAUUUUACUUGCUGUUGAUUAUGUGUCGAAGUGGGUGGAAGCUAUUCCUACUAGAACUAAUGAUCAUAAAAUCGUGAUGAAAUUUGUGUAGGAAAAUGUUUUUUCGAGAUUUGGAUGUCCUAGAGUGAUUAUUAGUGACGGAGGAACACAUUUUACAAAUAAAUAUUUCAAGGAACUGUUGAAAAAGAAUGGAGUACACCAUAGAGUAGCCACUCCAUAUCAUCCCCAAACAAAUGGGCAAGCUGAAGUAGCAAAUAAGGAAAUUCAGAAAAUUUUGAGAAAAAUAGUUAGACUAGAUAGGAAAGAUUGGCCCACGAAAUUACAAGAUGCAUUAUGGGCUUAUAGAAUAGCUUAUAAAAAUCUCAUAGGUAUGUCCCCAUUUCGUCUCAUUUUUGAAAAGCCAUGUCAUCUUUCUGUGGAAAUAGAGCAUAAAGCAUUAUUGGCUAUAAAAAUUUAUGUGUGGAUGAGAAAUCAGCUAGUGGGCAUAGAAUUUUUCAGCUACAUGAAUUAGAGGAGUUGAGGAAUGAAGCUUAUGAAAAUCAUAGAAUAUAUAAAGAAAAAACUAAAACUUUCCAUGAUAAAUACAUUAGCAGAAAAAAAUUUGAUGUUAGACAAAAAGUGUGGUUAUAUGAUUUUAGGCUGAAAUUAUUCCCAAAAAAAUUAAAAUCAAAAUGGAAAGGGCCUUAUGUGGUGGAAGAGACAUAUGAUCAUAGGGCUGUAAUGAUUAAAGAUCCUAAAAGUGAUCAUAACUUUAAGGUAAAUGGAUAGUGGCUUAAACAUUACAUAGAACAUGAACGUCUUGUAGAAAAAUAAAUUUUAUUAUUAAAAGAAAUUCAAGAGUAAGACCAAGGAGUCCAACUAGAGACAUUAAAUUUAGCGCUGCAUAGGAAGUUCUUUUAAUUUCACAAUACUUGUUUCUAUAUUUAUUUUUUUUUGAAAAAGUGCAGGAGGAGGAGUGUAAGAUGAAGUGGAAAAUUAAAAACGAGGUUGAGGUGAUGUCUUUCUGAGCUUCUUCAUUUAUGAAAAUAUUUUUAAUGCUUAACUUUGCAGAUAUGCAUGCUUCACUUGAAAAUUAUAUUUUCUGCAUAUUUUGUUUCGAGUUUUCUGUGUCAUUGAGGACAAUGUCAUUUUUAAGUUGGGGGUGAAGUAUUCAUUAUUAAUUUAUGCUGUAGGACGAUUAAGAACAUGUGUUUGCAUUUUAUUCAACUUAGAACAGCAACUAAAAACAUAAAAAUAAAAUAAAAUUCGGAAAAAUUGCAACAUCUAUUUUCUGGUUUUCUGUCAAAAACAACAGACUGUCAAAAAUAGCAGACAAAAAACAGCCCAAAAUUUGAAAUUCUAGAAGACCUUUUUCUCACAUUUCAAUCCCCUAGAUAUCUAUUCUGAAAUUCGAAAUUACAGCUAUAAAGAAGAUAGUUUUGAUUUAUUUUUGACAAAUUUAUUGCUGCUAAAAUAGAACUGAAAACAGAAAACAGAACUGUCAGAACUAUCUAAUUUACAAAUUCCUUGCAUCAUAUUGCAUGCAUGAAAAAUUAAAUCAAUUAGAUUGAUUGAUACCAAAAGAUACUAGGAAGAUUAUUAUUUAGUCAAAAGAAUGAUCUAGUAGCAUGAAAUGUUGAAAUACUCUUUGGAUACAUGAUAGAUAAGAUGGAUUUGAUUUUAUAGAUUUUCACUUCAUGAUCUUGAUGGAUAAUAUUUACUUGAUGUGAAAAUUUGAUUGAUCAUUUGAGUGUAAUAGAGAUUUUUGCACCUUGAUCUAUAGGACUUGUGAGGAGAAAUCACUUAUUUCGAAAAAAAAGAAAAAAAGAAAGAGAGCAAUGUGAAAAAUCUAGAAACGAAGAGUACACAUGGAGGGUGACAUGACCCAGUUGUUGUAUAUUAAAUCACGCAAAUAUUAAAUUUAUAAAACUAGAAAAUACGAAUUUUUGGAUAUUUAGAAGUAUUUCUAAAUAAAUAUAUCAAUUAUAAUUCAAUAAAAAUUCCAAAAAUAGUGAUAAUUUUCCAAGUCGAUCACAAGGAUGUAAUAUAAUAUCUGGUAAUUAUUAAGAAUUUUUCUCAAUGAAUACGAUUUUCUUAUGAAUUUUAUACUAGAAAAUAAAAAGGAAAUAUAUUUAAAAUUCACGGAAAAAAGGAAAUAAGGGUGCAGACGUCAGGAUGAUGUCAGCACCAGGCGAACGUGCACCAGGCGGAAACAGAGUUCCACCCGGCGAUUCUUACGUAGGCGAUUAUAGACGACUCAAUUAAUUAAAUUAAGAUCUGUAAAAGUUGGAAGAAUCAAAAUUGAACGAAGUAUAGUUUGGUAAAUUAAAAUCAACAAAGUAUCACUAAAUGAAGCGUAAAUUAAAUUGAAAGCAGGAAAACAGAGUUCCGGUGUCGCGACGACGAUGCAUCGGCAAUGCACCGGAAUCCUGAGCGUUUGGGAGGAUCGUCGUGCAGUGUCCACGACCUCGAAGGCUCUCCUUGGACAAAGACGACGUGGGCAAUCUCUAGAUCUUCUUGCGAAGUCUAGAGAUCAAUGAAGUGGGUCGUCGAAUCGUCUCCGGCGGCUGUCACCCGGUGGAGCGGAAAACGGCGACUUUGCGGCUCUCCGGCGGUUGUCACCCGACGGAGAGGCACUGGAUGGAAGUGGGGCGCGUGUUAGGGAGCUGCAUCCUCAGGUCCGCGCAGCAAGAGGAGGCUCUUCAUCGCAUCUGGUACGCUCUCAGGAGGUGGCGACUGGUCUCCUGGCGGAUCGUCCUCUUCCCAACGACGACUUAUUCGUCGAUCCUUUUAUCGCGAAUCGUUCAGCAAUUUUAGUAGCAAUGCUCCGCGAAUCGUGUUGACGAGAUUUUUGCCGAUGAUCCAGCGAUUCUCGUUGCUUAAUCCUUCAUCGGCGAUCUGCAGGAAAGUCAUGAUAAUCAGAGAAAAAUAUAUAAAUUUUGACUCUGGGAGGGUUCGAACCUGCGCCGGUCGCCCGGCUCUUCUGAGGAAGGUGUGACGGGGGUUUAGUCCCACAUCAGUUGUACGCCGAUUUUUCGAGCGAAUAUAUAGUAAUGUUAGCUUUCUUAGCAAAGUCCCUUCUCUCGCGUGUACGACCACUCCUUGCCCCCCAGCCGGCUGGCCACUGGUGACGUGGAAGGGGAGUGGCGUAUGCGUGCCCUGUCGGUCCCCAAGCCAAGCCCCUGCUCGCGGCUUACUCCUCGAUUGCACUUCUGACCCGCUUGCGGGCUCGGCUGGCCGGCGAGUCCCCCCCAUUUUCGCAAUAUUUUUAUUUUUAUUUGUUCUUUAUUUAUCUCAAAAGUAAGACUGUAAAAAUCGUAUAAAAUCACAUAAUUACCCAAAAAUUCACGUUAAUCAAUUAAAAACCAAAAAUCAUUCUUUAACACAAAUAUAAGUCUAUUUAUCAUGAGUUAAGGCUAAAACUAUAUUAUUUACUAAUUAUUAACUCAUGAUAAUGAAGACUUAUCAAAGGGUGUGAGACAUCAUUCUCAUUGUCGAAAAUCGUGCAUAGAAAAACACUAGUUGAAAAAUAAGUGGAUAAAGUGAAGGCCUUGAAAAUGAAGAGUACACAUGGAGGGUGUGAGACAUCAUUUUUAUUGUCGAAAUUUGUCUAUAGAAAAAGCUACUUAUCCACUAUAUAUAUAUAAAAAAAAAAGAAGGAAGAAAUAUAGUGCAAACUUCAAAAAUUAAGUCAUAGAAAAAGGGAAAUGGAGGAUCAAUAUCAUUCUUGGAUGAGUAUUGAUAAUUGGAACAUCUUGUAAAUACAUCUAUGAGUGAAGAAGUGAUAAAGAUGUGAAUAGAAGAAGUGAAGUCUAGAUUGUUAUUCCAAGGAGUGUUUAAACAUUUAAGUGCUUGACAUCAUUCUUAAAUACUUGAUAUAAGAAUCCAAAGUAUUUAAAGGUACAUCAUUUCUAAUUGUAUUUUUUUUUCUGUAUUGAAAUAUGAUGUUUGAGAUUUGUAAAAUUUUAUUUUCGUAAUUCCAUUGCUAAGGGACUAGAAAUGAUUUAAGUUGGGGACUAUGAUAAGUCUUCAUUAUCAUGAGUUAAUAAUUAGUAAAUAAUAUAGUUUUAGCCUUAACUCAUGAUAAAUACACUUAUAUAUGUGUUAAAGAAUGAUUUGUGGUUUUCAAUUGAUUAACGUGAGUUUUUGAGUAAUUAUGUGAUUUUAUACGAUUUUUACAGUCUUACUAUUGAGAUAAAUGAAGAAUAAGAAAUAUAAAUAAAAAAUAUUGCAAAAUGGGGGGACCCGCUGGCCAGCCGGGCCCGCAAGCAGGUCGGAAGCACAGUCGCGGAAUAGCCACGAGCAGGGGCUCGAGCAGGUUAGCUUGGACCGAUAGGGGCACGUGUGCGCCACUCCCCUUCCACAUCACUGGUGCCCAGUUGACUGUGGGGCAAGGAGUGGUUGUACACGCGAGAGAAGGGACUUUGCUUACAAAGCUAACAUUACUAUAUAUUUGCCUGAAAAAUCGGCACACAACCGAUGUGGGACUAAACCCCCGUCACACCUUCCUCAUAGGUAGGUGACUGGUGCGGGUUCGAAUCCUUUUAGAGUCAAAAUUCAUAUAUUUUUACCUGAUUAUCACGACUUUCCUGCAGAUCGCCGGUGAAGGAUUAAGCAACGAGAAUCACUAGAUCAUCGGCAAAAAUCUCGUCAACGCGAUUCGCGGAGCAUUGCUACUAAAAUUGUUGAACGAUUCACGAUAAAAGGAUCAAAAAUCCAUCAAGUGAAUCCUCUUUGAUUGAUCAACAAACAAGCCGUCGUCGAGAAGAGGAUGAUCCAUCGAGAGAUGAGUCGCCACCUCUUGAGAGCAUACCAGAUGCGAUGAAGAGCCUCCUCUCGCUGCGCAGACCUGAGGAUGAAGCUCCCUGACACGCGCCCCACCUCCAUCCAGCUCCUCUCCGUCGGGUGACAGUCGCCAGAGAGUCACAAAGUCGCCGUUUUUCCGCUCUGCCGGGUGACAGCUGCCGGAGACAAUUAAACGACCCACUUCAUUGAUCUCUAGACUUUGCGAGAAGAUCUAGAGAUUGCCCACGUCAUCUUUGUCCCGGGAGAGCCUUCGAGGCUAUGGACAUUACAUGACGAUCCUCUCGAAUGACACCAAAACUCUGUUUUCCUACUUUCAAUUUAAUUGACACUUCAUUUAGUGAUAGUUUGUGUGAUUUUAAUUUACCAAACUAUACUUCAUUCAAUUAUGAUUCUUCCGGCUUUUACAGAUCUUAAUUUGAUUAAUUAAAUCAUUUGUAAUCACUUACGUAAGAAUCACCAAGCAGAACUCUAUUUUUGCCCGAUUCGUGUUUGCCGGGUGCUGAUGUCAUCUUGACGUCCGCACCCUUAUUUCCUUUUUUUUUCAUGAGUUUUAAAUAUAUUUCCUUUUCAUUUCCUAGUAUAAAAUUCAUAGAAAAUCAUAUUCAUUGAGAAAAAAUCUGAAUAAUUACAAAAUAUUAUACUACAUCCUUGUGAUCUACCUAGGAAAUUACUACUAUGUUUGGAAGUUUUAUUGAAUUAUAAUUGAUAUAUUUAUUUAGAAAUACUUCUAAAUAUUCAAAAAUUCGUAUUUUCUAGUUUUAUAAAUUUAAUAUUUGUGUGAUUUAAUAUACAAUGACUAAGUCACGUCAGUAAUCUUUUUACUUUGGAAAAAGACUCAAUACAUUUCUCAUCAAAAUUAAAAGGCACAUCUUUAGAUAAUAGCAUGGUGAGAGGUCUAGAAAUUUUGGGAAAAUCUUGAAUAAAUUUUCUGUAAUAACCUGCAUGACCCAAGAAAGAUCUAAUCUGUUUUAUUGAAUUUAGAGGUUUCAUUUUAGAUAUAAUAUCAAUUUUUACUCUAUUCACCUCUAAAAUCCUUUCACUCACAAUAUGAUCCAACACAACUCCCUCUUUAACCAUAAAAUGUGAUUUCUCCCAACUCAAAACUAAUUUUUUCUCUAUGCAUUUCUCAAGUACGUGUUGUAAAUGAUUUAAGCAUUCAUCAAAUGAUUCACCAAAAAUAGAAAAAUCGUCUAGAAAAAUUUCUAUGCAGUUUCCAAUCAUAUCAGAAAAAAUAGACAACAUACAUCUUUGAAAUGUGGCUGGAGCAUUACACAGACCAAAAGGCAUGCGUUUCAAAGCAAAAGUACCAAAUGGAUGAUUGAAAGUUGUUUUUUCUUGAUCUAAAGGGUUUAUAUAAAUUUGAUUAUAACCAAAGUAUCCAUCCAGAAAACAAAAAAAGUUUUUUCCAGCUAAUUUUUCUAAAAUUUGAUUAGUAAAUGGUAGGGGAAAAUGAUCUUUUCUAGUAACUGAAUUUAAUGUUCUAUAAUCAAUGCAAACUCUCCAAUUGGUAGUUAGUCUUGUUUGUAUUUCAUCCCCAUUUUUGUUUUUUUAACUAUGAUCCUUGAUUUUUUUGGUACUACUUGUGUAGGACUAACUCAUUUGCUAUUUGAAAUAGGAUAAAUAAUAUCAGCAGCCAGUCACUUUAAAAUUUCUUUUUUUACAAUUUCCAUCAUGUUAGGAUUUAAUCUUCAUUGUGGUUCCCUACUAGUUCUAGCUCCUUCCUCUAGAUAUAUACUAUGCAUGCAUACACUCAUAUCAAUGCCCCUUAGAUCAUCCAUUUUUCAGCCCAUAACCUUCUUAUUUUUUCGAAGUACAUCUAAUAGUUCUUCUUCCUGUUCAUCACUCAAAUCAGCUGCAAUAAUAAUAGGAAAUGAAUUACUUUCCUCCAAAAACAUAUAUUUUAAACUAGAGGGAAGAGGUUUCAAUUCUAAAUUCAGAUGAUCUUCCUCUUUCUUUUCUUCUAAAUUUAUAUUCUCUAUUUCCUCUAAUUCUUCAAACACAUAGUCAUCAAUAACAUCUAAAUCAUCAAAAUCAUCUAGAAGAUCUAUGGUAUGACAAUCAUAUAUUUGGGAUUUCUUAAGAUCAUUUGAUACCUAAAAAAUUUUAAUUUUUACUAAUUGAUCUCCACAUGAAAUUUUCGCAAUACUUGUGGGAAAAUCAAUAUUCAUCUUUGCUGUAUGUAAAAAUGGUCUCCCUAUGAUGAUUGGUGUAUGACGUGACUCAGUCGUUGUAUGUUAAAUCACGCAAAUAUAAAAUUUAUAAAACUAGAAAAUACGAAUUUUCGGAUAUUUAGAAGUAUUUCUAAAUAAAUAUAUCAAUUAUAAUUCAAUAAAAAUUCCAAAAAUAGCGGUAAUUUUCCAAGUCGAUCACAGGGAUGUAAUAUAAUAUCUGGUAAUUAUUCAGAAUUUUUCUCAAUGAGUACAAUUUUCUUACGAAUUUUAUACUAGGAAAUAAAAAGGAAAUAUAUUUAAAAUUCACGAAAAAAAGGAAAUAAGGGUGAGGACGUCAGGAUGACGUUAGCGCCCGGCGAAUGCGAAUAGGAAUUACUCACUAUUCACUCGGUUUAUGGUCAAUAAUAAGAUUAUGUUAUGUAGGAGAGAUGGCCGAGUGGUUGAAGGCGUAGCAUUGGAACUACUAUGUAGGCUUUUGUUUACCGAGGGUUCGAAUCCCUCUCUUUCCGUUUCUGAUCCUGUGGAAUCAUAUUGAAUAUUUGACGAUAGAUUCCGUACCUUGCUAAAAAACUGAUCCUUGUUUACCAACCACACAUUGUCUAACCAAAUCAAAUUCUCUCUCGAUAUGUUCCUCAAAAAAUCCGAUUCGUGCCGAUUCUUCCCCCAACUAACGAAAAGAUCUUGGCGGAAUUGCCACAUAUGAAAUUGAGCACAAUUUUGCAAAGAAAUACCCCACUUGUUUCUCGAGAAGAGAUUGAGUCCCAGGUUCCCCAAUUGACUGACCCGCAAUAAUACCUACAGCUUCUCCCAAUUCGAUCAGGUCACCGUGAGUAGGACUCCGCCCAUAACAUAAUUAACAGAUCCAAGAUGUACUCCUGCAAGUAAAUUAAGUUCAAAUAUGUAUUGCGGAAAGAGAGUUCCGCUUGGCGAUUCUUACGUAGGCGAUUAUAGACGACUCAAUUAAUCAAAUUAAGAUCUGUAAAAGCUGGAAGAAUCGUAAUUGAACGAAGUAUAGUUUGGUAAAUUAAAAUCAACAAAGUAUCACUAAAUGAAGCGUAAAUUAAAUUGAAAGUAGGAAAACAUAGUUCCGGUGUCGCGACGGCGAUGCGUCGGCGAUGCACCGGAAUCCUGAGCGUUUGGGAGGAUCGUCGUGCAGUGUCCACAGCCUCGAAGGCUCUCCUUGGACAAAGAUGACGUGGGCAAUCUCUAGAUCUUCUUGCGAAGUCUAGAGAUCAAUGAAGUGGGUCGUCGAAUCGUCUCCGGUGGCUGUCACCCAGCGGAGCGGAAAAACGGCGACUUUGCGGCUCUCCGGCGGUUGUCACCCAACGGAGAGGAGCUAGAUGGAGGUGGGGCGCGUGUUAGGGAGCUUCAUCCUCAGGUUUGCGCAGCAAGAGGAGGCUCUUCAUCGCAUCUGGUACGCUCUCAGGAGGUGGCAACUGGUCUCCCGGUGGAUCGUCCUCUUCCCGAUGAUGGCUUGUUCAUCGAUCAAUCGGAAAUGAUUUACUCGAUGGAUUCGCGAUCCUUUUAUCGCGAAUCGUUCAGCAAUUUUAGUAGCAAUGCUCCGCGAAUCACGUUGACGAGAUUUUCGCCGAUGAUCCAGCGAUUCUUGUUGCUUAAUCCUUCCCCAGCGAUCUGCAGGAAAGUCAUGAUAAUCAAAUAAAAAUAUAUGAAUUUUGACUCUAAAAGGAUUCGAACCCGCGCUGGUCGCCCGCCUCUUCUGAGGAAGGUGUGACGGGGGUUUAGUCCCACAUCGGUUGUACGCUGAUUUUUCGAGCGAAUAUAUAGUAAUGUUAGCUUUGUGAGCAAAGUCCCUUCUCUUGCAUGUAUGACCACUGCUUGCCCCACAGCCGACUGGCCAUCGGUGACGUGGAAGAGGAGUGGCCGUACGCGUGCCCUGUCGGUCUCCAAUCCAAGCCGCUCGAGCCCCUGCUCGCGGCUUACUCCCCGACUGCACUUCCGAUCCGCUUGCGGGCCCAGUUGGCCAGCGGGUCCCCCCAUUUUUGCAAUAUUUUUAUUUUUAUUUCUUGUUCUUCAUUUAUCUCAAAAGUAAGACUGUAAAAAUCGUAUAUAAUCACAUAAUUACCCAAAAAUUCACGUUAAUCAAUUGAAAGCCAAAAAUCAUUCUUUAACACAAAUAUAAGUCUAUUUAUCAUGAGUUAAGGCUAAAACUAUAUUAUUUACUAAUUAUUAACUCAUGAUAAUGAAGACUUAUCAGUGUAUCAUAAAACUGUCCAUUAAAAUUCAUUUCUAGCACUACAAAAUCAGCUUAAAAUUUACACCCUUUAACUAUUACUAUCACAUUUUCUAAAAUACCUUUAGGAUGUUUUAUGGAUCUAUCAGCAAAUUGUAAGGUAACAGUAGAAGGUUUAAGAUCAGAAAUAUUAAAUUUAUCACAAAUACUUGCAGGUAAUAAAUUAAUACUAGCACCAGUGUCAAGUAAUGCAUUCUAAAAAAUGGAUCCACCAAUAUCACACGAAAUUAAAGGGGCACUUGUAUCUCUCAAUUUAUAUGAUAAUUGAUUUAAUAAUAAUGCACUAGUAUGCAUAGAUAAUUUUUCUACUCUAAGUGUCCUUUUUGGUGUACACAUUUCUUUCAAAACUCUAGCAUAUUCAAGAAUAUGUUCAAUGGCAGUGAGUAAAGGAAGACUAAUUUGCACAUCUUGUAAAAUUUUCUUUAUUUCUUCAUUGUGUUCCUUUUUCUUUCUUUGUCUAGGCUCUAGAGCUUUAGGAAAUGGAAUGGUUGUCCUCUCUUAUGAAAUUUCCUUGGUAGAAUCUAUAAAAUCCUCUUCUACUCCUAUUUGAUUUUGUUUUAGGUCAUCCACGUUUUCUUUUUCUUCUAAUAUUUGGGGAUAAGAAUCAGGUAAGAUCUUACCACUCCUUAAUGUAUUCACUGUCCUAAUAUUUUAAUUUCGUGAGUUUUUUGCUAGAUUCAUGCUACUAGACUCCCCUUGCUGAAAUCCUAUUGUUGGGUAGUUCCCUGGAUUUUUUAUGGGCUGACUAGGUAGCUGUCCCUCUUUUCUCUUAUUCCCAAGGGACUCUAUAAUUUGUUUCUAGUGUUGCAUCAUUUGAUUCAUAAUUUGUUGCAUCAUUUGGCUCAUUUGCUGCAUUAUUUCCAUAGUAUCAGGUUGGGUUUCAGAGGGCUGAUUUUUCUGAAAUCUGUUUUCUUAUUUUGGACGAAAUUUAGAGUUUGAAUUGGGUCUAAGUGCUUCUGGAUUUUGAAUAUUAUUUGGGUCUCUCCAUAAAAAAUUAUUCCUCCAAUUAGGAUUAUAAGAAUUUGAAAAAGGUUCCCUAUUUCUAUUAAAACCGUGAGCUACUUGCACUUGUUCUUACAUAGGGUGAAAUGAUUGAUCUAAAUUAUAACAUUAAAAUUCAAAAUAAUCAUUUUCACCAUACAUAGGACAUGUACUAUUCAAAUUAAAUUGAGGGUUAAAAGGCUUUCUAAUAUUGUCAAUAAGUGAAUCAAUUUUUUCUAAUCUUUGAUUAAUCUGAUUAACCUCAUUUUUUAAGUUUAGAAUCAUCAUCAUGAUGUAAUUCAUAAAUUCUUCUCUUCUUAUCCCUAUCAUAUAACUCAAAAGAGGCUUGAUCUCUAGAAUUUUCACUUAAAUUCUCAUAAAGACUGUAAAUCUCAUCAAGAGUUUUCUCCAUAAAAGCUCCUCCACAUAUAGAAUCAACCAUAUUUCUAUAUUGUUCUAAUAAUCCAUCAUAAAAAAUUAUAUUGAGCUGCCACUUGGGUAUAGCAUGAUGAAGACACUUUCUAAGUAAAUCUUUGAAUUUUUCCCAUGUCUCAUGCAAAGUUUUCUCAUAUUUUGAGUUUUUCCUAAGGGAUAAAAUUUUUGAAGAAAGGCCUGUUCUAUAUCUUUCUAGCUAGUUAAUUCUCUAUCUAAUGUGGGUAGCCAAUGACUAACUUUGUCCCUAAGUGUAUGAGAGAAUAAUUUCAUCUUAAUAAUUUCCAGUGUAACUUGAGGGAGAUUAACUAAAUCACAGACCAUAUGAAAUUUUUCUAAAUGCUGAUGAGGUUCCUCUAAAAGCAAUCCAUGAAAAUUAGGGAGCAUGUGAAAAAUUCCUAGAUUUAUUUCGAAUUUAACAGUGGGUGCUAAUGGGACUCUAAUAUUGGAUGCUCUUUGAAAUGAACUAGGGAUAUAAUGAUUUUUCAUGGCCAUAGGAUUUUUCUCAAUUUGACCUGUACUUCCUUCAGGAUCCAUCAAAAUUAAUUUUUCUUUCAGAUUUUUAUUUUUGAAUGAAAUAAGGAAAAGAUUUUCUAGCCUUGGAUGCAAGGAUCUUCUACCAUGCAUAAAAAUCAAUAAAUUCGAGGGAAAAAGUUAGUAACUGUUACCCUCCUUCAGGAUGCUCCAGUCUUUGCCGUGCUUCUUUUCAUUCCCUUUUUCUAAUAAAAAUUGGCAAAAAGAAAAUAAAACAAGAGUUAAGUUCUUUUGUGUACUCUAAGAGAAAAACAGAAAAAUACUAAAUAUUAUGCAAUACAUCCCCGACAACGGUGCCAAAAUUUGAUGUGACUCAGUCGUUGUAUAUUAAAUCACGCAAAUAUAAAAUUUAUAAACUGAGAAAAUACAAAUUUUUAGAUAUUUAGAAGUAUUUCUAAAUAAAUAUAUCAAUUAUAAUUCAAUAAAAAUUCCAAAAAUAGCGAUAAUUUUCCAGGUCGAUCACAAGGAUGUAACAUAAUAUCUGGUAAUUAUUCAGAAUUUUUCUCAAUGAAUACGAUUUUAUAUGAAUUUUAUACUAGGAAAUAAAAAGGAAAUAUAUUUAAAAUUCACAAAAAAGGGAAAUAAGGGUGCAGACGUCAAGAUGACAUCAGCACCUGGCGAGCGCAAAUCAGGCAAAAAUAGAGUUCCGCCCAGUGAUGCUUACAUAAGCAAUUAUAGAUGAUUUAAUUGAUCAAAUUAAGAUCUAUAAACGCCGAAAGAAUCGUAAUAGAAUAAAGUAUAUUUUGUUAAAUUAAAAACACAAAAAUUAUCACUAAAUGAAGCGUAAAGUAAAUUGAAAGCAGGAAAAUAGAGUUCCGGCAUCACGACGGCGAUGUGUCGAUAAUACACCGGAAUCCUGAGCGUUUGGGAGGAUCAUUGUGCAGUGUCCAUGGCCUCGAAGGCUCUCCUUGGACAAAGACGACAUGGGCAAUCUCUAGAUCUUCUCGCAAAGUCUAGAGAUCAAUGAAGUGGGUCGUCGAAUCAUCUCCGGCAGCUGUCACCUGAUGGAGUGGAAAAACGACGACUUUGCAGCUCUCUAGCGGCUGUCACCCGACAAAGAGGAGUUGGAUGGAGGUGGGGCACGUAUCAGGAAACUUCAUCCUUAGGUCCACGCAGCAAGAGGAGGCUCUUCAUCACAUUCGGUAUGCUCUCAAGAGGUGGUGACUCAUCUCCCGACAGAUCGUCCUCUUCUUAACGACGGCUUGUUCGUCGAUCAAUCAGAGAUGAUUUACUCGAUGGAUUCGCGAUCCUUUUGUCUUGAAUCGUUCAACAAUUUUAGUAGCAAUGCUCCGCAAAUCGCAUUGAUGAGAUUUUUGCCGAUGAUCCUGUGAUUCUCGUUGCUUAAUCCUUCACUGGCGAUCUGCAAAAAAGUCGUGAUAAUCAGAUAAAAAUAUAUGAAUUUUGACUUUGGGAGGAUUUGAACCCACACUAGUCGCCCGCCUGUGAGGAAGGUGUGACGUGGGUUUAGUCCCACAUCGGUUUUGCGCCGAUUUUUUGGACGAAUAUAUAGUAAUGUUUGUUUGUAAGCAAAGUCCUCUCGCGUGUACAACUACUCCUUGCCCCACAGCUAGCUGGCCACCGGUGACGUGGAAGGGGGGUGGCGCACACGUGCCCCUAUCGGUCCAAGCUAAGCCGCUCGAGCCCCUGCUCACAGCUACUCCCCGACUAUGCUUCCGACCCGCUUGCAGGCCUGACUGGCUGGCGGGUCCCCUAUUUUGUAAUAUUUUUAUUUUUAUUUCUUGCUCUUCAUUUAUCUCAAAAGUAAGACUAUAA